AUGGCUUAUAAUUACAAUCAAAGCCAAGGACCACCACCAAGUUAUGGGCAACCUCCCCAACAGUCUUACGGUCAACAGCAGCAGUAUAGUUCCUAUCAGCAAAACCCUCCUCCUCCGGGCGGCGCUAAUCUACAACCUCCACCUGGUGCCGACCCUCAAUUAUAUUUUUGGUUCAAAGCUGUCGACACUGACAAUAGUGGAACUUUGACCGCGGCGGAAUUACAAAAGGCUUUGAUUAAUGGUGAUUGGAGCCCAUUUAACAUUGAAACAGUCCGAUUAAUGAUGAAUAUGUUUGAUACUGAUAACACUGGAACUAUUAACUUUUCUGAAUUUGCUGGACUUUGGCGAUAUAUUGAAGAUUGGAAAAAAUGUUUCCAAACCUUUGAUGUUGAUAAAUCAGGCACUGUGAACUUCCAAGAACUUAAAACAGCGAUGAAAACAUUUGGAUACAAUUUAAGUGACAAUUUCGUUAGCCUACUGAUUAAAAAAUAUGACAAAUACGGGGGUACCAAAAAUAAAUUAGGAAAAGGAGAUGUAACUUUUGACAAUUUUGUGCAAUCUUGCGUGACUGUCAAGACUCUUACAGAUUCUUUCAGACGUUUUGAUACAGACAAUGACGGCUGGAUUAUGAUCAAUUAUGAGCAGGCCGCUACAGCACAAUAUACCCGAGUCUUGAGUAAAAUUUUUUGGUGGGUAUUGCUCUACGAUAGAAGAAGCAAACAACUUAGUUCUAUCCAACCAAAUGCUUCAGUCUAA
Messenger RNA from Cetraspora pellucida, 756 nucleotides. The record is from the annotation of a GenBank genome assembly. NCBI's taxonomy places the organism in Eukaryota, Fungi, Glomeromycota, Glomeromycetes, Diversisporales, Gigasporaceae.